Molecule: messenger RNA, 250 nt
Organism: Trypanosoma cruzi
Lineage: Eukaryota; Euglenozoa; Kinetoplastea; Trypanosomatida; Trypanosomatidae
Product: endoribonuclease L-PSP (pb5), putative
Exons: 1
Source: RefSeq, a predicted model, not a curated record
CAGUUGUGAGCAAAUGCAGGCAGCUCUGGGCGACCUGGACCGUGUGAAACGUGUUGUGAAGCUCAACGUCUUUGUGAAUUCCGCACCAAGUUUUACGGAGCAGUCGUACGUUGCCAAUGGCGCCUCUGACCUUAUUCUAAGUGUGUUCGGGGAGGAGGUUGGUCGACAUGCUCGGUGUGCAGUGGGGGUGGCGCAGCUGCCGUUUGGGGCCGCCGUUGAGGUGGAUGCGUUGGUGGAAUUGAAUAAUUAA